AUGGCAUUCAAUCAAGAAUUAGAAGCUAUAACUCAAGCUUUUUCAGGACAUGGUGUGGAUGAAAAAUCACUGGCAACAAUAUUGGGAAAAUGGGAUCCUGUUGAGAGAGAAACAUAUAGAAAAAAUACAUCAAAUUUCUUUGUUGAAGAUCAUGAAAGAAAAUUUCAGAAAUGGAAUGAUCACCAUGUUCGGCUUCUCAAACACGAGUUUGUGCGUUUUAAGAAUGCAGUGGUAGUUUGGAGCAUGCACCCUUGGGAAAGAGAUGCUCGUUUAGCAAAAGAGGCUCUAAAGAAAGGGCCAAGUUCAUAUAAUGUCCUCAUUGAGAUUGCAUGCACUAGAUCCUCUGAGGAGCUUUUGGGAGCUAGAAAGGCAUAUCAUUCCCUCUUUGAUCACUCCAUUGAAGAAGAUGUUGCCUCUCACAUCCAUGGCAUUGACAGAAAGCUCUUGGUUGCACUUGUAAGUGCCUAUAGAUAUGAAGGAUCAAAGGUUAAAGAUGACACUGCAAAAUCAGAAGCUAAAACACUUGCCAAUGCCAUUAAAAAUGAUCAAAAGAAUCCAAUCAUUGAGGAUGAUGAAGUAGUAAGGAUUUUGGCAACAAGAAGCAAGCUACAUCUUCAAGCAGUUUACAAACACUAUAAAGAAAUAUCUGGCAAGAAUCUUGAAGAGGAUCUUAAUGACUUAAGGUUUAAAGAGACUGUGCAAUGUCUUUGCACUCCACAAGUAUAUUUUAGCAAGGUUUUGGAUGCAGCAUUAAAAAUUGAUGUGGAUAAGAAUGUUAAGAAAUCACUCACUCGUGUGAUAAUUACUAGAGCUGAUAUUGAUAUGAAGGAGAUAAAAACUGAGUAUCAAAAGUUAUAUGGAGUUUCUUUGCCUCAGAAAAUUGAAGAGACUGCUAAAGGAAACUACAAGGAUUUCUUGCUAACCUUAAUUGCUAGAGGAGGCUAA
Molecule: messenger RNA, 945 nt
Organism: Lathyrus sativus (Indian pea)
Lineage: Eukaryota; Viridiplantae; Streptophyta; Magnoliopsida; Fabales; Fabaceae
Source: the annotation of a GenBank genome assembly